AUGUGUGUAAAAAAACAUAUAGAAUUGGACACUUGCCAGAAUGUUUAUGGUUAUGUUAAUAUGGGUAUGGAUUAUGAACUUGAUAAUGACGACAUACCUCAAGCAAGAAAUGCCCUAGUCUUCCUUGUAGUAGGAUUGAAUGGUUAUUGGAAAUUGCCAAUAGGGUAUUUUCUUAUUGACUCAUUAAAUGGUACAGAGCGUAGUAAUUUGCUAAAAACUGCUAUUGACUUAGUAAAAGAUACUGGUGCAUACUUGAAAUCCGUCACUUUCGAUGGAACGAAUGUAAAUACAACAAUGUGUACUUCUUUAGGAGCAAAUUUUAACCUUGAUUCUAAUACUGCAUUUUUUUCUUCUAAUCAUUCUAAAGAUGAAAAAGUUUUUUGUUUUUAUGACCCAUCACACAUGAUAAAACUUGUUAGAAAUGCAUUUGGGGAUAAAAAAACUAUUGUGAAUGGAAAUGGUCAAAAAAUUAGAUGGGAUUAUAUACAAAAACUUUACCAAAAAGAGAACUGUGAAGGAUUGAGGGCGGCUACAAAAUUAACAAACCGACAUCUUCAUUAUUACAAUGAAAAAAUGAAUGUUCGCCUUGCAGCUCAAGUCCCUAGUAACAGCGUAUGUGAUGCACUUUUGUAUUUAAAUGGUUCUGACCCAAAUUUUGAAGGAUCCUUAGCAACAGCUGAAUUCUGCCUUAUUUUCAACAAUGCUUUUGAUAUUUUGAACUCACGAAAACAGCUGUCAAAUAAACCAUUUAACAAUUCUAUUAAUGAAAACACAUUCGAAAAAAAUAUAGUGAUUUUUUAA
Messenger RNA from Macrosiphum euphorbiae (potato aphid), 801 nucleotides. The record is from the annotation of a GenBank genome assembly. NCBI's taxonomy places the organism in Eukaryota, Metazoa, Arthropoda, Insecta, Hemiptera, Aphididae.